AUGAUCGCCUCGUCGAGUCCGCCGCCCGAGGAGAACGUCGACUUGGACCGCUCGUCCCGGCCUGCCAGUAUCAAGAGCAACUCGAGCCGGCCGGCGUCGCGCAAGGACUCGUCGCCCGCGUCUCCGGAGCGGGCGCCGAGCGAGAAGACCGUGGAGCUCAUUGAGAGACGGCCUGAAGUCCCGUAAGUGUCAAGUGGUUGGUGUUUCAAUUGCCCCUUGCAACUUGCCUUUUGGACAGACAUCACUAUCUAUUUCCCAACCUAUUCUUCUAACCUUUUAUACCUUUUAUACCAACCUAUUAUACAGUCAAAUUAGCACUUCCUAAACCCUAUGGAACGCCAUUCGACUGUUUAUUUACAACCUAACAGCCUUUUCCUUACUUUGUCUUUCGUUACAAUCACUUCUCCGUCGCUGAAUUAAACUCAAAUUAAUUGGGCAUCUAUUGCUGCGGUUUUGUUUACUUUGCUCUAGUAUACAUGUUAACCCGACUGAUUUAAACAGUUUUUGCGAAUUUAGACCCGCAAAUGGAAGGAACCCGGUUUGGCUUUCCAUUCGAUGAAUUCCUUCCGCCGUUAGAAUAUAGUUUUUUGAUUCUUGAGACCUUAGUCUACGUGUUUUACAAGCUAUUUGCCUCUUCUGACGCUAGAUUUACCCUCUUCCAAACUUCUAAACCACUCAGAUCACCUUGAAUACAAUCCGUAUCCAUUUCCUAUACAAAACUAAAAAAAUAAUUUUAGUUAUUUCCGGAUUCUUUUUAGCUGUUCCAAAACCUUUUCGUUCCGAAUGUUGCUGCAGGUCGAACUCCUUUGAUCGGGGCUUCUUAACGCGUAUUGCAAAGUUUUUUCGGGCUCUUAUGGCCAGUACAACAGCAAAACACUCAGCCGCGAUGACCGCCUGCUUCUGACGAAAAAAACUGUUCAAGUUUUUCGUGUCCGAUUUUUGUUUCGGGCUUCUGUGAGAAUUCCAGUCUGUGGAUUUGUGCUAAAAACUCUCGCUAAUUCUAAUAAUUCCAAGGAUAACUAAAACAAUUAUCCCAACUUCUAUAUUGUCGAUUCAAAAUUCGAAAUGAAUCUAAAGAAGUCUCGUAUAUUCAGUCCAAAUUCCAAUGAGGGUCAAACCUCUGGAAAUGUAGCUAAACCGCCUUCCAAUUCUAAUGUCGUAGCCAAGUCAAAGAAGUCGUCGGUUCACAACCCGGCCUUCUCCUUCUCUGAGAUCGACUCUCCUCUUCAGAAUCCCGAUUAUCUCUUUGAUUACAGCAGCGUGCAGCCAGUGGUCGGUGCCGAGAAGAAGGUGGAAAGUUCAAAGCAGGGAACAAAGAAGGCCACGGUACAAUCCAAGCCCAGCAGCAAGGUCUCGCCGUUGACAACCAUGCAGAAGAAGCUCAAUUUUAUCCCAAAGAACCAACGCGGUUCGCUGAACACGCAGUUCUUCGCUACCGUUCCUGGAGUUCUGAAGAUCGCCGAAGUCGUAAGUUCGCUUUUCUAAUACAGUGGGGGACCUAAUCAAGUGGCAAAAAACGUAGCAUUUUGCAUCCGGGAAGUAUCAAAAAUGUGGCAAAAUGCUUCCGUCCCCAAGUGAAAAAACUUCGUUUUUAAGGGCCCUCACAAAAAGAGCGGGCGCGCUUUUGAAAUCGGAGUUUUUUUUACUUGGAGAGGGAGGUAUUUUGCCACAUUUUUUGACACUUCCUGGAUGCAAAAUGGUACGUUUUUUGCCACCGGAUCAGGUCCUCUCACCGUAAUUCGGAACCACGAAACAGUAUAAAAGAAGGAUUACGUUUUUUCUGCUAUAUUUCUGGCAACCUUCCAGUCAAAAAAAUCUGUUGAAAGUUAUCAGAAUGAGCUAUAGUUUAACCUUAAUUUAAAACCCUCAACCCAAUCCCUUUCAGGUUCUCGGAUUCGUUGCCUUCGUUCUGGCCAUUUGCGCUGAUCGCAACUCGACCAGCUCCGCUUGGACCGAGCACAUCACCUUCGAAUCCACCAUAAUCGCCGGCGUUUUACUUUUGGGUUACAUUAUCUUCCCGCAUCUCACCAUCGAUGAUGAGAAGAACAAUAACGGCUUGGUUGUUAUGGUAAGUCUCAUUGCAAGUUUUGCCUUUUCAGCAGUAUAAAGAAGCUCCUUUCAAAAUUGUCAUAAAUCAAUUUUACGAUUGAUUUUUUCAGGAACUAAUCUUUUAUGCGGUCAACACUGUAGCCUACUUCAUUUCUGUCUGGUUGAUGGUGCAUUUGUCGGCCAGUUGGAGGGCUGACGGCCGAGGAGCCGCUAUUAUGGGGGCCGUAAGUCCAUUUUAACUUUAUUUUGUCAUCUCUACGCGGAACAUCUUACAAAAACGACAAAAUUUCUAUGUAAAACUUGUGAUGAACCUCAAAUUUCUCCUAUAUUUUCGCGAUCAUGAUAUCAUAAAUCACAAUGUUGCAGAUUCUAAACGUUGCCUUGACCGUUCUCUUCGGAAUUGAGACCUUUAUCAAGUACAAGACCUGGAAGGGAGAGCAAGUUCUUCAGAAGCCCGCUGACAAGAACCAUUAUCCCACCAACACCUCGUUGUCGCCCGACCCGGAAAUCGUCUAA
Bursaphelenchus xylophilus (pine wood nematode) is the source of this 2565-nucleotide messenger RNA. The record is from the annotation of a GenBank genome assembly. NCBI's taxonomy places the organism in Eukaryota, Metazoa, Nematoda, Chromadorea, Rhabditida, Aphelenchoididae.